Molecule: messenger RNA, 1453 nt
Organism: Medioppia subpectinata
Lineage: Eukaryota; Metazoa; Arthropoda; Arachnida; Sarcoptiformes; Oppiidae
Source: the annotation of a GenBank genome assembly
UCUCUCUCUCUCUCUCUCUCUCUCUAACACACGCUCUCUCAGUCAGUCACUCACUCCCUCUCUAACCCGCAGUUUGUAUUGUGUUUGGCCUCGCAUUCACUCUAUAAUACUUAUACGAUAUAUAUUGUGAUGAAAGACUUCACUGCGAGAGUCAGUGAAAACCAAUCAAUUAUUAUUACCAAAUAUUUGGCUCUCAGUUAAAAAAAAUUGAGACUCACUUUUCAAUCGUGUCUCAAUUCCUGUUGUAAUGUCCGCUAAAUUACCACUUCGUCCCCAAUUCGUGACACUUUUACACAAGAAUCCACUCUCGAGUUAAAUUACGCUAAAGAAUAUUCUUGAAAAUUUUCAUCAACGAGAAUAUAUAUACAGAGAGUGAGAGAAUAUUCUGUGUCUGUGUUUAUAUUCUGUGUGUUCCUAAUACUCGGCGCCCGUAUAAGUGGUGCCACAAUUCUGUGUUACAAUACAUUUAACAAAAUAAUUAAAUAAUGUCUUCAUUUCACGUCCAGCCGGUGUCGGAAGAGCCGGUCGAUUGGGGUGAGAGUCCGCACUGGGAUGAGUCCCGACAGCGGUUGUCAUACGUGGACUGUUUCGCCAAAACUAUCCACCAAAUAGACCCGGAAAGUGGCAAAUGUGACCGCUUUUCCAUCGUCUCGGCCACCAACCGGUCCACACCGAUGACCACGAUGGCAGUGCCGGGCACUGGCCAGUGCGAGCCCGCGUACCUCAUCACACUCGGCAACUCCAUAGCCAAAUACAGUCCCGAUUCGGGCGAUAUAUUAAAAUUGGCGGACAUCGAGAGCGGCUCCUAUUUUAAUAACGGAAAGUGCGAUCCGAGGGGCCGGCUAUGGGUCGGCUCUUUCACAGGAGAACCGGGAAAUCCGGUCACAAUGGUUAGGGGCGGCGGUAAUCUAUACGAGUUCAGUAACGGCACACUCAGUACUAAGUUCACCGGCCUAUCCAUUCCCAAUGGUAUCACGUGGUCGGCCGACGGGCGCAAGAUGUUUGUGGUGGACACUAUGGAGCGGACAAUUAAUUGCUUUGAUAUUGACCAAGAGUCGGCCACAAUCGGCAAGAAAAAGGCAUUUUUCAGCUCAAACCAAGAUUUCAGUUUUAAAGGCACGGAAAUACCAUACGGUAUAACAACGGACAUCCGGGGCAACCUAUGGCUGGCCGUCUACUACGGCGCGAAGAUAUUGAAUAUCGAUUGCAAUACAGCAAAAGUAAUUAACAAGAUCGAUUUGAGCGCCCAUAUGGUAACAUCUGCCUGUUUCGGGGGCAUCGAAAUGAACGAGCUGUUUGUCACCUCGUCAUACCGGGGUCUUCCCACCCAACAGAUCAGCGCACAACAGGCCGGACACACAUUCAAAGUGACCUGUUUUCGGGACAACUCCUUCAAAGGCUCGGCCAGCAGUCCGUUCACACAUUUUUGAGACUACUAUUGGCACCCAAAUGU